Manacus vitellinus (golden-collared manakin) is the source of this 6230-nucleotide messenger RNA. It is a transcript of the gene INVS, whose product is annotated as inversin. Gene Ontology annotation, molecular function: protein binding. Lineage: Eukaryota; Metazoa; Chordata; Aves; Passeriformes; Pipridae. Gene Ontology annotation, cellular component: ciliary inversin compartment. The coding region runs from base 608 to 3925 and encodes 1105 amino acids. The transcript has 17 exons. The record is from RefSeq and is a predicted model, not a curated record. Gene Ontology annotation, biological process: protein localization to ciliary inversin compartment.
GGGGUGUGUGUGUGUGUGGGGGGGGUGUCCCCUGGUACCGCAUCCUUUUCCGCUCUGGAUCGGGCGCUGGGGCUCCUUAUGGGUCCCCGCUACCCCGUUCCUGCGAGCCCCCAGCGUUUCUUCGGGAUCCCGCCUUGUUCCAUCAGCCGCCGGGACUGGGGACGCGGGUUUAGCUGUAGGGAAUACGAGGAGGGGUAUUUGGGCGCUGUGCGCGUUGUGAUCCUCGCGCUCUCGGAGUUCGGGAAGCAACUUUCUUCCGUUUGGAAGUCUGUGUGUGAGGGGACAGAGCGGCUGGUGGGAGGGUUGGGAAACUUCAGCUGAAGUGGAGCGUCAUUGUUGAUGUUUAUCCUUAGACGCUUCAACAGAUUUAUUCUGGCGCUUCCUCAGUUGUAAAUUCUGAAAGUGAAGAACGCCCGAAAUUCGGGGCUUCGCCCUCUUCCAGUAAAACUUCGGACCUUACAGAAUACAUACGUGCUUUGAGACCUCGCAGAGCUGUCUCGAAAAGAUCAUGGAAAGCUGCGCUUUGCAUUUGUCACAUUUCCAAGCUGAAUUCCUACAAAAAAUGUUGGUGGUGCAGAUCUGACCUAUGGUAAUACCUUGAAAGAGUAUGAAUAUUUCAGCAAACUGCCUCUUCAGUGGUUCCUCCUUAGCAUCUGAAGUGCAUGCUGCUGCUGUUAAUGGAGAUAAGAGUACCCUCCAAAAGCUAAUAGCAGGAAACUCUGAGCUGAAAGAUAAAGAGGACCAAUUUGGAAGAACUCCACUUAUGUACUGUGUCUUGGCUGACAGGCUGGACUGUGCAGAGGCAUUGCUGAAGGCUGGAGCCGAUGUUAAUAGAGCUGAUCGUAGCCGAAGAACUGCUCUCCAUCUUGCUGCACAAAAGGGAAAUUACCGAUUCAUGAAACUUUUACUGGCUCGUAGAGGGAACUGGAUGCAGAAGGACUUGGAGGAUAUGACACCAUUACAUUUAACUACACGUCACAAAAGCCCAAAAUGUUUAGCUUUGUUGUUAAAACAUAUGGCACCUGGAGAAGUGGAUACUCAGGAUAGAAAUAAGCAAACUGCAUUGCAUUGGAGUGCCUACUACAAUAACCCAGAGCAUGUGAAACUUCUCAUAAAACAUGAUUCAAAUAUUGGAAUCCCUGAUAUUGAAGGAAAAAUCCCACUUCACUGGGCAGCUAACAACAAGGACCCUAGUGCAAUUCACACAGUGAAAUGUAUUCUGGAAGCUGCACCUACAGAAUCUCUGCUUAACUGGCAAGACUAUGAAGGACGAACUCCCCUUCAUUUUGCUGUUGCAGAUGGGAAUGUAGCAGUUGUCGAUGUCCUGACCUCCUACGAAGGCUGCAAUGUAACAUCUUAUGACAACUUGUUUCGAACUCCCCUUCACUGGGCAGCCUUACUUGGUCAUGCACAGAUUGUCCAUCUCUUAUUAGAAAGAAAUAAGUUUGGAACCAUCCCAUCUGAUAGUCAAGGUGCAACACCCCUACAUUAUGCAGCGCAGAGCAACUUUGCUGAAACAGUUGAAGUAUUUUUGAAACAUCCUUCUGUAAAAGAUGACUCAGAUCUUGAGGGAAGAACAUCCUUCAUGUGGGCAGCUGGCAAAGGCAGUGAUGAUGUUAUUAGGACUAUGCUGACUUUAAAAUUGGAUAUUGAUAUCAAUAUGACAGACAAAUAUGCUGGCACAGCGUUACACGCCGCUGCCCUUUCUGGCCAUGUCAGCACAGUGAAAUUGCUGUUGGAGCACAAGGCCCAGGUAGAUGCUCUGGAUGUCAUGAAGCACACCCCGCUUUUCCGAGCCUGUGAGAUGGGACACAAAGAAGUGAUACAAACACUCAUUAAAGGAGGGGCAAGAGUAGAUUUGGUUGACCAAGAUGGCCAUUCACCUCUUCACUGGGCAGCCCUGGGAGGAAAUGCUGACGUGUGCCAAAUCUUGAUAGAAAAUAAAAUCAACCCUAAUGUGCAGGAUUAUGCAGGUAGAACACCUCUGCAGUGUGCUGCUUAUGGAGGUUACAUUAACUGCAUGGUAGUGUUACUGGAAAACAAUGCAGAUCCAAAUAUCCAGGAUAAAGAGGGAAGAACUGCCUUGCACUGGCUCUGUAACAAUGGCUACCUUGAUGCUAUAAAGUUGCUGCUCGGUUUUGAUGCCUUUCCUAACCAUAUGGAGAACAGCGAGGAGAGGUAUACUCCACUUGAUUAUGCCUUGCUUGGGGAACACCAUGAAGUGAUUCAGUUCAUGUUAGAGCAUGGGGCUCUGUCUAUAGCUGCCAUUCAGGAUAUUGCUGCUUUCAAAAUCCAGGCUGUCUACAAAGGAUACAAAGUUAGAAAGGCUUUUCAAGAGAGGAAGAAUCUCCUAAUGAAACAUGAACAGCUGAGAAAAGAUGCUGCUGCCAAGAAACGUGAAGAGGAAAGUAAGAGAAAAGAAGCCAAGCUACAGAAAGGGGUGCAGAACGUGGAACAAAGCAAGUUUCGAGCACAACAGAGUCCUGCAAAUCGAGAGAAGGCCACCAGUGUCCCACAGUUACCCAGUAAACCAUCUGAUACACAGAGUAAGAGACUUCUGCCCCUCAACGCUUCACAAAUUCAACCAGGGAGAAACAGCAGAGGUUCACCUAAAGCUUGUCACAACAAAGGGACCUCAAAGGAGAGUUGCUUACCAGCGGAGCCUCAGAGUGAAGGUCAUAAAAUCAGCCAAGAUUCAUCGAGGAAACAUAUCAAAAGCAAGUCAAGUUGUGUCCAUUUCCAUUGUGACAAAGCAAAAGAGGGAGCAAAAGUUGAAGUGAAACAUCAGGUUGCAGCUGCUACAGAUCUGAAUGGAGAAAAGCACAAGGAGCACACUGUUGAUGCCACAGUGCCCCGGAGGAGCAGAAGGCUUACUACUUCUACUUGUAGGACUGCUAGUGUUGGGGAAAAAUUAAGGGAUCCAAGUCAGCCUUCAUCUGGCAAGAGGGACCAUUGUGAGGGAACGGCUGCAUUCUUCUGCAAUGUCAGUUGUGCUGGUGGGGCUGUGAGAAACUCAAAACAGUGUGAAGCUUCUUCCAAAGGCAAAAGACAUCGGGAGAAGUCCAGAAGUAAAGAGGUAAAUGAUAAGCGAUGUUCACCAGCUGGUUCUAGUAGACCAGGAAGUGCCAAAACAGUAUUUGUAAACAGCAGAAAUGACAGCACACAUGCUGUGGAACGAACUGACAAAGUGGAAAAUAACGAAUUAGCAAAAAAGGCUUCCCCAUUAUUGUGUGCUGGGGCAGAACCUACCGGAACUGUGCCAAGAAACCCAGUAGCAUGUUCUGCUCCUGCUGACAGUUUAAACUUGGAAAAAACAGAUGUAAUUGGAUCCAGGAACACAGAUGAUCAAUUAUGUUCUGUCGCAUGGCAAAGUACAAAUAUUGAACUAAUCCCUUUAGAGAUUCGAAUGCAGAUCAUAGAAAAAGAAAGAAAAAGAAAAGAGCUAUUUCGAAAGAAGAACUAUGCUGCUACAGUCAUACAGAGGUCAUGGAGAAGUUACCAGCUAAGACAGGAGUUGUUUCAGCUUCUUAGUGCUAAGCGGCAGUGCAAGGAAGAUGAAGACAAAUGGAGACAAGAGACAGCUGCCUUCUUCAUUCAGGUUGCUUGGAAGAAACAGCUGAACCAUGGCCUUCUGAAAUCAGUUCCUUCAUGUAAAAAUCUGAAAUCUGUAAACAAAACCAGCUCAGCCAUAAAAACCAGCAAGCAGUCUAUCCUAAAGCAGAUAUAUGGGCGUUCUCAGGAAGGCAAAGUGUUCCAGUCAACAAGAUCUCCUUCUAAGCUGAAAUUUUCUGAUGUGCAGCUGGUCUCAGUAAACAACCUACAGUGUGUUAAUUUGCUGGAGAACAUGGGAAAAUCAAAACAAUUUUCAUACAACAUGAGACCAACCACUGCAGCAAAAUCAAAAAAUACAAGACUCAAGCACUAAGCAAAACCAAAUGUUUGGAAUUUAAAAUCCAUUCCAGUACAAUUGUUAUCUUUCAUAAUGUAUAAGCCAUCUACGACAUAUGAAACUUGAACACAUUUUCAGUUUUGUAUUAUCUCAGUAUUACAUGCCAAGCAGACUUCUAAGGAGUUGGAGUAAUUUUGUGUACAAAUUAGUUUUUAAAUGCAACUGUUAAUUUCUUUACCAACACAGGAUGAAAUCUGAAUUGCAUUUGGAAACAGAAAAUGAAGCACUAAGCCCAGCAUUACAAUAACCUUGCAGGGGCAACCAAAGCUUUCCAUUGUAAAAAAAAUAGGAAUGUUAAUUGUGUUCAAACACAGUUUGGAAAGAGAAGGAAAAUGUACUAAAGCUCUAGCAGUUCUGAAAGACUGCUGUAUUACUUCACCUCCAAUUUAUUACAUUAAUUUCAAAAUCCAAACAGGAAUGGAAGAACAGCCUUCAUGCUCCACUUCUGUACUAAAGAAACAAUUGUUUUUAGCUAACUAUGGAUUUGGAGGGAAAAGCAGAUGUUGACAUAAAACACUGAGUAAAUAAAUUGCUUUCACAACCUAUGGAAACUAUCAGAGGUGCAUUUUCUACUCUUUAAGAUUAUCACCAAUUUUUUUAAUAACUAUUUUUCUACAUGCAUGAAAAGAAUUUCUACAGAAAGCAAAAAAAAAAAAAAAAGGAUCCUGUUCUAGGAAAAAAAAAUAGUUCUUUUAAUAGUUUUGCAGCUGCCAUAGUGUACAGUAUUUACCUUGCACAAAGUAUUUAAAAAAUAUGAACUCAGUAAAAAUAAAAAAUGUUACCCUAGUUUCAAAGUAUAUUGUUUUCUAUUUUUUCUUCUACUUAGUAUUACAUAACUCUGAGUUUUUUUAAUAUGAUGCUUCAAAAUAACAGAUGACCAGAUUCAAUAUAACUCUGUUUCUCUGCAAGCACUUAAGCUUCAAGGAGACUGGAUUUUCUUUAACACCCCUCACUGUGGUCACCACAUCUAUUAAAACACCUUCCAGUAACAUCUACUUGCUUGAAAAGACAGGCAAUAGAGGUAUGCAGUUCUCUGUAAAAUUUUUAUUGUUUCACUUACAAAAAAAUUGACAAGCUUUGUUCCAACAUCUUCCAUUCAAAACUAAAUAGAAGUAAAUGCUUUACAAUAAAUGCAGUUCGACCUCUUUAAUAUACCGCGUUCAUAGGGCCAGGUGUCUGGGGAUGAGAGGCAAGGUAGAUGUUGAAACAGUAAUGGAGGUCUGUUAGCCACUGCUCUUGAACUUCACCGCUCUUCAGUGUCUACGAAGAAGGAGAAAAAAAGGUAAAACUUGCAAAACUUUGCUUUGUUUUUACAGUUAAUCAGGUGUGCUGUUAAAGGUACAAGAACAGCCUUGUUCCCCUGCACACAGUGACACUGUUCUCCUCAUUUAAAUAUUUCAACGUGGUACGUCUCUUAAAGCCCAAAUAAUAAAGUGUUAUGACUGGGUACACUAAGUCAGUGUUACAUUAUCAAGCGUGUGAAUUACACCAGAUGUGCUUUCCUUACUCUUAAUUAGAGUGAUUCACUUACUUCCCCAUUCUGCAAUUUAUAGGCAAUUAAAAUGCAAAUGAGCGUGGUUCUACUAAUGCAGGAGAGCUCACUAACCCAGUCUACAGGAGAACUGCUACCGACAGAUCAAUGUAGCCCAUGGCCCAGUAACUGACUCUUCUCAGCAUUUGUAAGUGGUUAAAAAUACCCAACAGCAAACCCAACCCACCCAUGGUGGAACAUCACAAGAACUGACUGUGGGAUUUUCAACACUAAAGGAAACCAAACUUGCAAGUUGAAGAACUUGCAUCAUAAUCUCUCACAUGUGCUUCCACCACUACUGUUUUGUUUAAAGUAUCUUCUUCAACAUUUGCGAUAAUUUUAAAAAAUAAACAUUAUGUAUAUGCAGUCUCUGGCAAGUUUCAUACCAUGAUGUCCUUGAUGAUCUGUUGCACCAGAAACUCGUUUGUGAUCAUAUGGCUCCUGAGCUGACCGUGUUGCAUUAGUAAGCGAAGCAACUGAGCAACAACAGGCAGUUCUUCCCGACAGAUCCUGCUCACUUGCAGGCUUUGCAGCAUCAGCCUCAGUAAUCGUGGCAGGAGUGCUAAUGCAGAUAUACACGAUCCCCACAGCAUAUCCCUGAGAGGAAAGCAGAAUAAAAAUUGAAAUGACUGAGGAUAUAUAUUUCAAGGAUGCUGCUGUGAACUGGCUGCAUGGCUGUCUAAGGAAAUGUGCUGCUGUGAAUUCAAUCAUGCCAGCUGCCUUCACCCGUAUUGGUAGCAAAGCAGAAAA